UUUUCCCUAUAUGCCCUAAUAUCCCAUACCCCGCUUGUGUUUUAACUUUAAAGGGUGUGCCGGCUUCAAACACCAGGUUUUUUGAAUUGUUCGUUUCUUUCUAAUACAGUUUGCACCUGACAAUCAUACAUUUGAAUCGAUAAAGACUUACUUAAACUGUAAGAUGUCUGCAAAAAGCAAAAAAACACCGGCAUCUAGCUCACAAGCAUCAAGCUCAGCUUCCCAAUCAAGGAGCUCACCACUCAGCCCAACACGUUUGACUCGUCUUCAAGAAAAAGUCGAACUACAGAAUUUGAACGAUCGCCUCGCCAAUUACAUUGAUCGUGUUCGUCAUCUGGAAAGUGAAAACAACCGCCUUAAUAUUCAGAUCCAGACCACACAAGAAACUGUAACUAGAGAGGUGACGUCUGUAAAGGGUUCAUAUGAAAAGGAACUGUCUGAUACUCGUCAACUCUUGGAUGAAACAGCCAAAGAAAAGGCCCGUCUUCAACUUGAUGCUGGACGAGCUAGAGCUGAGCUGGGAGAAUUAACCCCAAAGUACAAUAAAACCAAAAAUGAUUUGCUCCAAGCCGAGAAAAAGGUCCAGCAGCUUGAAAGUCGAAAUAAUGAGCUUAGCACGUCUCUCUAUCAGCUGAAGAACGAUUUAGCCAGAGCGAUCGAAGAGAAAAAGGAAAUCGCUGCGGAGAGGGACAAACUAGCGAAACAAGUGCCUGAAUUACAGCAACAGCUGGAAACAGAAUUGCUGGCCCGCACUGAUUUAGAAAACCGAAACAUGACUCUUAAAGAAGAGCUGUCAUUCAAGCAACAGAUGUACGAGCGAGAAAUGACGGAAGUUCGAUCCAACAAGCAAGUUGAAAUCAGUGAGAUUGACGGGCGCCUUCAAGAACAUUACCAGGCCCGUUUGCAGACUACCUUGCAGGAGCUUCGCGAUCAGUAUGAAUCGCAGAUUCAACAAAGCAGAGACGAAGUCGAAGCCUUGUAUCAAAAUAAGGUCCAAGAUUUGGAAGAUCAGAUGAAAAAGCAACGAAGCGCCGCUAGUUCGCAUUACGAAGAGGUUAUUCAAACUCGGGCUCGUUUGAAUGACUGCAAUUUGAAAUUGUCUGAAUUGGAAUCGGCCAACGCUCAUCUGAAGAAUCGUGUUGGGGAAUUGGAACGGAACAUGGAAACUGAACGUGCUGCACACGCCAAAGCCAUCAAUGAAGCAUCUGUUGUCUAUUCUGCCAUGGGUCAAGGAGAAAUCAACCGUCUUCGCGAACAAAUGGCUGUUCAGUUGCAAGAAUACCAGGAUUUGAUGGACAUUCGCACUGCCCUUGAUAUGGAAAUUUCUGCUUACCGUAAACUGCUAGAAGGCGAAGAAACACGAUUGAACUUGACGCCAACGGUGGCUGCUACCACCUCGCAGAGCACGCGUGCUGGCACCCCUUCUCGCCGCACCCCAACACGAGCCCUCAAGCGUAAGCGGACCAUGCUCGAAGAAUCGUCUUCGUACUCGUUGGCCGACUAUGUCACCUCAGCGAGCGCAAAGGGAGACGUCGAAGUCUCUGAAGUCGACUCCGAAGGGAAAUUCAUUCGUUUGCAAAACAAGGGCGACAAGGAGGUAUCUUUGAGCGGAUGGCAGCUAGUGCACAAGGCCCACGAAACCGAGACCAUCUACAAAUUUCAUCGUUCAUUGAAAAUGGCUCCCGGAGGCUCAGUGACGGUCUGGUCAGCGGGCAGUGGAACAGCCCACGAGCCGCCGUCAACUCUUGUGAUGAAGGAGCAACGUUGGUUUGUGGCCAGCGAAAUGGUAACGCAGCUCCUCAACAACAACGGAGAGGAAAUGGCGCAGCGGGAGAGCAAACGAGCGCAGACCAGUACCUCCAUUCUCCGUCAAAGGGAGGAGUAUCGCGGCUUGGGUGGUCCAGAAGAGCUUCACCAUCAGCAGGGCGACCCCGACGGCAAGGAUCGUUGCAUCGUCAUGUAAUCACCUCAUGAGUACUUCAUCAAGAUGUGUUCAUCGAAGCGUUUUUUUUUUUUCAAGUGUCUUAUGAUUGGUCCGAUAAUUUCGAAAAAAAAGAUGAAAAAUAGCAAAACAAAAUUGCGUGCCUGAGAGAGAAAAAGAGAUGAAUGUGUGCGUUCAAAUGUUUCUGACGCAAGCCGCUGCCAUUUAUGAAAAUUCGUUCUACUAGAGGAAAACAAAAACAAAUUUGUCCGGUUCAUUUCGAGGUGUAUUCGCGCACCGAGGAAAACAUUUUUCACGUGAAUUGCAUACGAGAUUUUUGCCCGUUUAAAUGCAGAAGAACGGCCCAAUGAAUAGCAAGUAACAAAAAAACAAACCAUCCCAAAUUUUUACAUUAUCAUCAUUUUUUUUUUUUUGCAGUCCAUUAAAAAAAAAGUUCGAAAUUUCUUUUGAUGCCCACCCUCCCUUCACUCAUUUCUUAAAAUAUUAUUUUUUGUUCUUUUUUUUGUGAGCUCCCGCCCUUUAUCUUCAUUAAUGCGUUGAAUACACCAACGAAAUUCUUUUUUAAAAGGGGAA
This is a messenger RNA of Daphnia carinata, 2515 nucleotides long. Its product is annotated as lamin Dm0-like. The transcript is spliced from 12 exons. The coding region runs from base 164 to 1963 and encodes 599 amino acids. NCBI's taxonomy places the organism in Eukaryota, Metazoa, Arthropoda, Branchiopoda, Diplostraca, Daphniidae. The record is from RefSeq and is a predicted model, not a curated record.